Phialemonium atrogriseum is the source of this 2188-nucleotide messenger RNA. Its product is annotated as GDP-Man:Man(3)GlcNAc(2)-PP-Dol alpha-1,2-mannosyltransferase. Gene Ontology annotation, biological process: protein N-linked glycosylation. The record is from RefSeq and is a predicted model, not a curated record. Gene Ontology annotation, molecular function: GDP-Man:Man(3)GlcNAc(2)-PP-Dol alpha-1,2-mannosyltransferase activity. The transcript has 4 exons. Lineage: Eukaryota; Fungi; Ascomycota; Sordariomycetes; Cephalothecales; Cephalothecaceae. Gene Ontology annotation, cellular component: endoplasmic reticulum membrane. The coding region runs from base 219 to 1823 and encodes 534 amino acids.
GGGAAAGCUCCCAGGCUCCCCACAUGUCAGAUGCUCUCCGACGUCAACAGUCAACCAGCAUGGUUCUAGCUCCUGACCCUGACCAGCUUCAGCUCGAUCAGGCCAGAUACUCCCAACUUUAGUCCUUCGUUUCUUGUUCUACUAGGUUCCUUGCAGUGGCCGUAGUGCAGAGCUUGGCAGUAUCUUCUUCUGUGGCCUCGUCGCCGUUCUUCUUCAGAAUGCGUACCUUGAUCGCCGUGCCCCUCAUUGUCCUUACGAACGUCGUUAUCAUCCCGUUGAUCUGGCGCACAGUAGGAUGGGUGCUAGGAUGCUACCUUCGUAAUAAAACAGAGGGCCGGAGAGCCCAUAUAGUCGAAGUGAUGGAAGCAGAUCAGAAGGCAUAUCUUCAGAAGAGCAAUGACGGGAAAACGGGCGACGAUGAGGAGUGGGAGAACAUCGACAGUUCUGCCGUUGCGAGCUCUAGGAACGGCGAGAGGGGGCAGAGAGAAUGGGACGGCAUCGUCGGCUUCUUCCACCCUUUCUGCAAUGCCGGAGGUGGCGGGGAAAGGGUCCUCUGGGCUGCCAUCCGAGCGACACAGAACCGGUGGCCGAAUGCGAAAUGUGUUGUGUAUACUGGGGAUCAUGAUGUCAACAAGCAAGCAAUCCUAGCCAGAGUAGAGGACCGGUUCAACAUUCGCCUCCACGCGCCGACAGUCACCUUCCUCUAUCUCUCGACAAGGCAUUGGGUCCUCGCCUCAACCUGGCCACACUUCACCCUUGCCGGACAAUCCUUUGGUUCGAUGGUGCUUGCCUGGGAUGCCUUCUCCCUACUCGUCCCUGAUGUGUUUGUCGACACUAUGGGGUAUGCAUUUGCUCUUGGCCUUUCGAAAUUCCUAUUCCGCGGCGUUCCAACUGGCGCUUAUGUCCAUUACCCAACCAUCUCCACCGAUAUGCUCGACUCGCUAGACCCACGUUCGCUCGUGGGAAAUCAAGGAGUGAACGCCGGUAGAGGGGUCGGGUUUAAGGGGACGGCAAAAAAGUUCUACUGGCAGCUAUUUGCCCAGUUUUAUUCUCGUGUGGGGUCCUCGGUCGACGUCGUCAUGACGAAUUCCACCUGGACCCAGGCACAUAUUCAGGAGCUCUGGGGACCCAAACGGGAAGAGAAGCGCAUGGGGAACCCAAUUGCCGUUGUCUACCCCCCCGUUGCCGUCCGCGAGUUGGAGCAUGAGGUCGAGGUUUCCACUGCCAGUGAAAAGAAGCGCGAAAAUGUCAUCCUCUACAUUGCGCAAUUCCGCCCGGAAAAGAACCACCAACUCAUUAUCCAGUCGUUUGCGGAGUUCUUGAAGAAGGGUAGCAGUGCGGCCAAGUCGGCUCGGCUGGUGCUGGUCGGAAGCGUCCGCGACGACCAUGACUCGAAGCGGGUGUACGAGCUCCGGCUACUGGUCAACGAGUUGCAUAUCAAGGAUCGGGUGGACUUCCACCUGGAUGCCUCGUGGCCCCAGAUUCUGCAGUGGCUACGCCGGGCAUCUGUCGGCGUCAAUGGCAUGUGGAACGAGCACUUCGGCAUCGGCGUUGUAGAGUACCAAGCCGCUGGCCUGAUAUCGGUUGUUCACAACAGUGGAGGACCCAAGCUGGACAUCGUGGCGGAUGUGGAUGGAGAACCAACGGGUUACCUUGCCUCGACGUCAAGCGAGUUCGCCAAGGGCUUCGAGCAAGCUUUGUCUCUCCCCAACCCCUUAGCGGUCAGACAACGGGCACGACUAUCAGCGAAGAGGUUCACGGAGGAGGAGUUCGCCAAGAAGUGGACGGCGCAAAUGGCGAAGUUGAUCGCAAUGAAGUCAUGAUUUCCUAGUACCUCUGUAGACAACACGGAUACCCAUCAUUUGGGGGGCGAGGUUUUGGGGGAGUAGGCGAGGCUUCCUUUUUUACAGCUGGCUUAUCGUAGCGACUGUCUAUGACUGCUCUUGUCAAUGGCUCACGUAGCUCACAUAGUGCACGUACCUGAGGCCCGGAUAGAGUACCAAAUUAACCUCUAAACCACUCUCUGUGUUUGUCUUACCGUUUCUAGUGUUGUUCGUUCACAGUUGAAAAGCCACGGCAGGAAAGACCCAUGCGAGAGGUUCAAUGAACAAAAUGAUAUACACAAAUAUGAUUCAACCCGCGGUAUAUACACUUGCGUGGCUCAGACAUUUUUCAUGUCCGGUAGCUC